GCAAGCAGCUAAUUUAAAAAUCGGGACUUAAAGCACAGCUUUUACAGCGUAGUAAAUUUUGAGCAAGACUAUAAGAGGCGUACGAAAAGCGAAGGUUAACUUUCAGCUACGUUACUACCUUCUAUAGUAACAUAUAUAUUUUAUUAUGUUUAGCGCUUGACACAGGCAAAAAAGUUGACAAUUCAGGCAACGAGCGGCAAAUUAAUCAAAGAAAAAGCAAAGCAAUCAAGAAUUAAGCAAAGCAAAAAAGAAUUAGUUGUAUGGUUUUCUUUGAUGCCCUUUGCACAUAGUAAUUACUUGUAAUUAAUUCCUAGUGAACCAAUUUUACAAGGAGUAAACGUUGUGAAUCUACCCCAAAGGUUAAAAUAAUCAAAUAUAAUUAAAUUAAACAAAAUCAAUUGAAAGUUGUAUAUUAACUUAACAAUAAUAAUGAAACGAGCUGCCGGUUUUGUGGUAUUUCGCCGCGUGUAUAAUGAAAUUCAAUAUCUACUGCUCAAAGCCUCUUAUGGUAGCUUUCAUUGGAGUUCGCCUAAAGGUCAUGUUGAUCCCGGUGAGGAUGAUUUUUUUACUGCAUUAAGAGAAACUCGAGAAGAAGCUGGAUAUUGUGAGGAAGAUCUUCAAAUAUACAAAGACAAUCCCAUAGUUCUUAAAUACGAAGUUAAUGGCAAACCAAAAGAGGUUAUUUACUGGUUGGCUGAAGUAAGGGACCCAUGUAAAGAACCAGUGCUAUCCGAGGAACAUUCUGAUUUGAAAUGGUUAACUAAAGACGAUGCCAAGAAAAUCGUUGGAUUUCGAGAUAAUCAAGAGAUGAUUGAAAAAUUUCAUGAAUUUCUAUUAGCCAAUAAGUAAAAAUUAUAGUCCUACGUGAUAAUUAAGUUUCGCUGCAGAAUAUGUGCGGACGUCUAUAAAAAUUUCUUUACUAAACCUCCGCAUUAUUGAUACAUAUUAAAGAUCGUCCAUAGAUAUGGUGUUCGAAACAUUUAA
Molecule: messenger RNA, 984 nt
Organism: Glossina fuscipes
Lineage: Eukaryota; Metazoa; Arthropoda; Insecta; Diptera; Glossinidae
Gene: Apf
Product: bis(5'-nucleosyl)-tetraphosphatase [asymmetrical]
Exons: 2
Coding region: 430-849 (139 amino acids)
Biological process (GO): AMP biosynthetic process; ATP biosynthetic process
Molecular function (GO): bis(5'-nucleosyl)-tetraphosphatase (asymmetrical) activity
Source: RefSeq, a predicted model, not a curated record